UUCAUAUUCAGCUUGCUGCUUUAAACCUUUCAAUUAACUCACAUUUCGUAGAUCCUCGACAGAGAAUCAAUCACAAAAAUGAAGGUCCUUCUCGUCCUUGCUUUGUGCAUUGCUGCUGCCUCCGCUGGAGUCGUUAGCCACACCCGAUGCGGUGGGGUUGGCACCUUCAGAGAAAUGAGGAUCGCGAACUGUGAGGGAGCCAUUUGUUACAUGACCCCGGGAACUCCUUAUGCUUGUGAGGGUGACCUGAUCACCAGCACUGCCGCCGCUGCCCUCCGACUCAAGGUCUCCGCCACCUACCUCGGAUUCCCAGUCAGCAUCAUUGACGCCGUUCUUGAAAACUCGUCCGUCCAACCAGGAGUCCAGUACACCGUCCGAUUCACCAUCACCCCCAACGACAUCUUGUCUGGAAACACCCUUCCAGUCCGUGCCGAGAUCUCCAACGACGCUUCUGGACUUGUCGAGAUCUGCGUCUCCGUCCAAGUGCACAUCAACUAAAAUAUUUUUUCUUAGAUAAUUGUUCAUUUUUCACAAAUUGGCAUAAAUUUAAGAAUAAAUAUUUAUUCGUAUUAUAAAUGAA
Folsomia candida is the source of this 580-nucleotide messenger RNA. RefSeq lists its product as uncharacterized. The coding region runs from base 79 to 498 and encodes 139 amino acids. The transcript has 3 exons. NCBI's taxonomy places the organism in Eukaryota, Metazoa, Arthropoda, Collembola, Entomobryomorpha, Isotomidae. The record is from RefSeq and is a predicted model, not a curated record.